AUGAGGAGUACCAUGAGGAUAUGGACAGUGAGUAACAGUGUGUCUGUAUGCUGGUCGGUGUGUGUCGUCUAUCUUCUCGCCGCCUCCGUCACCUGUGGCAGCGCAUGUCCCGUGCAGCGGGCGCUCAGGGUCGACAACUCCUCAUCCGCCUCGACCUCCACCUCCGGCCGGCAUGUGCGCAGCUACGUGCACCUCCAGGGAGACGUGCGCCAGCGGAAACUCUUCUCCUUCCAAAAGUUCUUCCUUAGGAUCGGGAAAGACGGCAGAGUCAACGGCACCAAGAGAAAAGACGAUCCCUACAGUAUUUUGGAGAUCACGUCAGUGGAUGUUGGGAUCGUUGCCGUCAGAGGUCUCAGCAGUAACCUUUACCUGGCUAUCAGUAAGAGGGGAGAACUGUACGGAGCGAGAGUCUAUGGUAUAAACUGCCGUCUGAAGGAGCGCAUCGAGGAGAACGGAUACAACACGUACGCAUCCGCGGAGUGGAAGAACAAGAAACGACAGAUGUUUGUAGGUCUGAGCGCUCACGGAAGGCCUCUGCGUGGGAGAAAAACCCGCAGGAAGAACACAGCUACACACUUCUUACCCAUAAUGGUGUGACUUUUGUUGUUUAAUGCUGACGGGAUGGAGAGAGAGACCGAAGAUAAAGACUUUGUCCACACGCGACUCUUUGUAGCGGCUGCAGUUCUGUGUUUGCUUGCUCCUUCAUUACUCUUUGGUUCAAGGCACUCAACUUUAUGCUCAUGCCAGCUGAUAUUCAGUGGUAAACAAUCUCAAAAGGCUUUCAUUUCCAUUGUGCAUUAUUCAAGUGAUCUAUAAUUGUGGAUUAUGUGUGCAAGAGUUUCCUUCAAGCUCUUUUCAAUAUAAGAACGUCUUACAUUUAUUUCUAAUGGACAUGAACAUCUUAUAGGAGCGGCUCUAAGGCUGCAUGCGUCGCACAGAGAAAGAUAGUGGCGAUGUAUAUGGGGAUGUAUUUGUAUCUUCUAAAAACUUUUGGACUGCUUUGAAAUACAUAAAUUAUUUAUUUGUAUUGUAUUUAAAUAAAAUACUCUAAAAAACAUAUUAAAAGCAUAUAAAAUGGA
Messenger RNA from Megalobrama amblycephala (Wuchang bream), 1079 nucleotides. RefSeq names its product fibroblast growth factor 10b (gene fgf10b). The transcript has 3 exons. The record is from RefSeq and is a predicted model, not a curated record. The coding region runs from base 1 to 597 and encodes 198 amino acids. Gene Ontology annotation, biological process: secretion by lung epithelial cell involved in lung growth; cell differentiation; fibroblast growth factor receptor signaling pathway. Gene Ontology annotation, cellular component: cytoplasm. NCBI's taxonomy places the organism in Eukaryota, Metazoa, Chordata, Actinopteri, Cypriniformes, Xenocyprididae. Gene Ontology annotation, molecular function: growth factor activity; type 2 fibroblast growth factor receptor binding; chemoattractant activity.